This is a messenger RNA of Pectinophora gossypiella (pink bollworm), 1880 nucleotides long. It is a transcript of the gene Flo2, whose product is annotated as flotillin-2. The transcript has 10 exons. NCBI's taxonomy places the organism in Eukaryota, Metazoa, Arthropoda, Insecta, Lepidoptera, Gelechiidae. Bases 286 to 1605 code for a protein of 439 amino acids. Gene Ontology annotation, biological process: regulation of myoblast differentiation; protein localization to plasma membrane. Gene Ontology annotation, cellular component: plasma membrane. The record is from RefSeq and is a predicted model, not a curated record.
UUUAUUUAGCUUGUCUAUGAAAAUAUUUUGACAUUAUUGUUUCCUCUGCUUCUUCGCGCACAAAAAUAAAAUUGUGACGGUUGUUGGGAAAUCGGAAAAACUUACAGAAGGUUUUCUUUUCCUUGUUCUUUUUUCCUUCAAGAGAGCCGGUACAGUGACGACUUUUUUUAUAAUAGCCAUUCAUACGGCACCGGGUGCGUUGUUUGUUGUGGUAUCGAUUUAUCGAUAGUUUUGGAAAAACAAGUGUUUGUGUGAAGUAUUUGAGUGCAUUUUAAAGAAGGAGUCAUGGGUAACAUCCACACCGUGGGUCCGAAUGAGGCGCUGAUCGUAUCAGGAGGAUGUUGCGGGUCGAUGCAGAAGCGCACCAUCGUGGGCGGCUGGGCGUGGGCGUGGUGGCUGGUCACCGAUGUCCAGCGGAUCUCGCUCGAGGUUAUGACGUUGAACCCGAUGUGCGAAUACGUAGAGACCGCCCAAGGUGUCCCGCUGACUGUGACGGGUGUCGCUCAGUGCAAAAUAAUGAACGAGGAUGAACUACUCACAACCGCCUGCGAGCAAUUCCUUGGCAAGACUGUGAAGGAGAUCAAAAUGACUGUCCUUCAAACCCUUGAGGGUCAUUUGAGAGCUAUUCUAGGAACUCUUACAGUAGAAGAGGUGUACAAGGACAGAGACCAAUUCGCGGGUCUGGUUCGCGAGGUAGCAGCCCCAGACGUGGGGCGGAUGGGCAUCGAGAUCCUGUCCUUCACGAUCAAGGACGUGUACGAUGACGUCCAGUACCUGGCCAGCUUGGGCAAGGCGCAAACCGCGGCCGUCAAGCGCGACGCGGAUGUUGGAGUCGCGCAGGCUAACAGGGACGCUGGCAUCAGGGAGGCGGAGUGCGAGAAGAGCGCGAUGGACGUGAAGUACUCGAUGGACACCAAGAUUGAGGACAACACCCGCCUCUUCAAGCUGCAGAAGGCGCAGUUCGACCAGGAAGUCAACACCGCUAAAGCCGAGGCCGCGUUGGCGUACGAGUUGCAAGCCGCGAAAAUCAAACAGAAAAUACGAAACGAGGAAAUUCAGAUCGAAGUUGUUGAGCGUCGCAAGCAGAUCGAGGUGGAACAACAAGAGAUCCUGCGUCGUCAGGAGGAGUUGUCGGCCACGGUGAAGCUGCCUGCAGAGGCUGAAGCUUACCGUCUGCAGGCCAUCGCCGAGGGAAAACGCACCCAAACUGUGGAGGCAGCCAAGGCAGACGCGGAGCGCAUCAAGGUGCUUGGUCUGGCCGAAGCCACGGCCAUCGGCGACGUGGGUAAGGCAGACGCCGAGCGGAUGCUGGCCAAAGCCAAGGUCUACAAGCAGUAUGGAGAGGCUGCCAUCAUGGCCCUUGUGCUUGAGGCGUUACCCAAGAUCGCCGCAGAAGUAUCAGCACCGCUCGCGAAGACAGACGAGAUCGUGCUGGUGGGUGACGGCGGCGCGACUGGCGAGGUGGCGCGCCUGGCAAGCGGCAUCCCGCCCGCCGUGAAAACGCUCACCGGGCUCGACCUCACGCAGGUCUUGAAGCGUCUGCAUCCCACCCCCGCAGAACCUGUCGCAACUCCUGCUUCGGGUAAAAAGGUAGCUGCGUGCUAAGGAGCCGAAGCCCCGACAGAAACCAGUCUGCCAUACCUAUACCAGCAAAUAUGAAGUAACUCAACGAUGGAAUACUCUCGAUCAGGCUGUACAACAUUGAAUCUCUGCCUUCCUUAAAAAAAACAUUUAAAACUGUAGACGAUUUUGAAAUUCGAAAGAACUGUUCAGAAGAAAAGUGGUUUGUAUUAUUUAAAGUGUUUCAUUUUAAGUGAUGUUGAUGUGUAUUUGUAUAAGUACAAAAAUCCCACCUUUGAUAUUAUUAAUUGUUCAAUUAC